AUGGUCCCACACCGCACUUGGUUCAAACCAGGAACAUAUCGCGCUGUGCUUGAACACCACAGCGCAAUCCAUCCAGUGCGCAAGAUCAGUUUCAGUGAUGACUCCACAGUGGACGCAAUUGGAAAAGGAACUGUUACUUUUCGCACCACCAUAAAGGGGCAGAUAUAUGAUGUCAAACUAUCUGAUGCACUGCAUGUACCGGCCUUCACGAUAUCACUCAUAUUAGUUUCCAAACUUGUGCACCACGGACUGUCC
This is a messenger RNA of Suillus subalutaceus, 255 nucleotides long. RefSeq lists its product as uncharacterized. The annotation marks the transcript as partial. The transcript has 2 exons. Lineage: Eukaryota; Fungi; Basidiomycota; Agaricomycetes; Boletales; Suillaceae. The record is from RefSeq and is a predicted model, not a curated record.